AUUAAUUCUGAAAUAUAACAAGAUGCUACGGGUUUGUCGUACUCGUUAAAGUUGAUUUGGAGCGAAUAAAGAUGUUAAUACCUCGUAAAAUGUCUUUGUUUGGGUUAUGUAUAGUUUGGUGACAUAGCUCCAUUCGCAAAAUGUAGAAUUAUUAAAUCCUCUCGUUGACUGGCAUUUUUCUUACAAGGUAACAUUUACGUUUGCAUUCGCAGUGAAUCAGUAUAGUCUUCUGAGGAAUUCGGCAUAUGCAUUAUGCACUUUGUUAUGUUUAAAGUGUGUGAACUUAUCGUUGAACAAUUGUUGUCAACUCCUGAACGACAGGCUAUGGAUGAUGCUUGUUUUGAAAUUUAAAAGCAGAAUCCCUGUGGAUAUAAGCGCUUUUCUUUAGCAUAACGAAGACCGAAAAACACAACGAGCCCAUUUGAUUCAUAAAUAGUUGUACAUCUUCCUAUAAAUGGUGUAAUGUGAGUCGUUUAGGGUGAAUAUAUAUAUACUAAGGGGAUUUGUAAACGGGGGCUGGUUCAGGUGGAGGUUUGCGUGCGUCUGCUGGCAAGGCAACAGCAGCAACAGCAGCAACCGGCCUCCGGGGACGCUGCUGGUUGUCGGGAAAAUGGCUGUGAAUAGUAGUAAACGCAAUAAAAUAAAUAUUUAGGAAGAUAUGCAGACGGAAGCAGCGGAGCGGAGGAGAAAUCCUGGCCGGCUCAGGCGAGGGGAGAGCGGGCAGAGCCGAGCGCAGCCCCCGGGAAGAGACCCGAGGACCACGGUGGAGGAGAUGGCAAGACUGCCGGAGCAGCAGGAGGAGAGAGGAGAUGGAGGGAGGGGGAGGGAAAGAGAGGAGAGAGGGGGAGGAAGGAGGGCAGCUUCAGAAGGAGGAGAAGGCAGCGAGGAGCCCAGGAGGCUCAGGUGGAGACUGAACCAACUAGAGAAGGAAAAACUGCAGCUGACGUCCAGCCACAACCAGGAGCUGUGCAGGCUGCAGGCGGAGCUGGCUCGUCUCCGGGCCUCGGUGGAGCGGGGAGAAGCCGAGAGGGCGGACCUCCAGCACCGGAUCACCGUGACCUCCAGAGACAGCGAACGCACCUCCGCCGAGCUCAGCAGAGACAAACGAUCGCUCACAGAGCGAGCGGCCGAGCUCCAGCAGAAGGUGGAGGAGCUGCAGAGAGCUCUGGACCUGGUGCGUGAGGCCAGGGAGGAGGACCAGCAUGCUUUGCAGCAGGAAGUGGAGGAGCGUGACAAACUGAUUCAGAGCUUCAGCUCAGAAAACCAACGACUUCACCGGCUGCUGCAGGACCAGGAGGAGGCUCUGGAGGAGGCGGAGAGGAGGCUGCUGGAGGCGCAGAAGGAGAGAGAGAUGGAGGCGGAGGCGAACAGGCGACGAGCCGAGGAGCUGAAGUACCUGGUGGAGAGGGAGGAGGCGAUCCGGACGGAGAAGGAGGCGUCGGAUCAGAGGGCGAAGGCUCUGCAGGCGAACCUGGAGGCCGAGCGAGCCGCUCACCUGGAGUCCAAGUUCAACUCUGAGAUCGUCCAGCUGCGGGUCCGGGACCUGGAGGCGGGGCUUCAGGCAGAGCGGUGCAGCCACCAGGAGGCGCUGUGCAGCCUGGAGCGGGCGAUCGGCCUGGAGAGAGAGAGGAGCAGCACCACUGAGCGCGCUCUGGAGCGGCUGAAGACGGAACACGAGCAGCACAAGUCAGAAAUGAGCGUCGUCCUGGAAACGGAGAGGAAGACGACCUCCGACCUCACAGAAAGACUGGAGGACGAGAAGAGACGGUGCUCCCUGCUGGAGGAGGAAGCUCAGAGACGUUCUGAGGUGGACGAAGCCUUCAUGAAACAAAUCAGAGAAGCUCUACAACAGCACGGGAGCCCAGACACACGGCCUGCAAAGGAUGAUGGGAAACAAAGUCCUCCAGCUGACGUGCUGCAGCUACUGACAUCGACUCUCAGCUCGUACAACCUCAGACUGAAAGACUCUGACAAACAGCUCCAGGAUCUGCUGUUUGCCUCCGAGAAGCUGCAGGAUGAGGUCCUGUCUCUCCGAGGGCUGACGUCUGAUCAGAGGAGCCAGAUCGACGAGCAUCAGCGGGCGUUGAUACAACUGGAGGCGGAGGUGUGUCGCUGGCGCCAGGAGAGCUCUGAUUGGUCGAUCCAGAGGCGGAGCUUGCAGGACGAGCUACAGAGAGAGAGGGAGGAGAGGAAGGCCGAGGUCCAGAAGAUAACGGAGCAACACAAUGAAGAGACAACGGUCCGUCUGUCCUUCCUGCACCGCCUCUACCAGCGCCUCCUGGCCGGCUGCGUCCUCCUCAGUCAGCCCCAAAGCAUUCUGGGUAACUUUACGUGGGAGGAGCUGUGUGAUGUCAUCGAUGAGCAGGUGGACCAGCUGACCUCUGACCUCCAGAAGGCCAAGGACAAGAUCGCCCGUCUCCAGAGUGUGUGUUCUCAGAGGAGUGUGUGUGUCCGUCAGCUGCAGCGUAACCAGCAGAGUGUGUUGUCUCGUCUGGAGGAGGCCAUGAGGAGGAGGGAGGAGGCGUGGAGCCACCAGCACCAGCUCUCCCUCACCCAGCUACAGGGAGAGCUGCAGACGUGUCGCUCUCAGUCCGACUCCCUCCGCCAUCGCUGCUCCUCCCUGACCUCCGACCUCUCCCGGCUCCGGGGGGAGUCGUCCUCCCUCCUCGCCGCCUGCUCCCUAUUGGCCGGAGCGCUAAGCCACGCCCACAUCCGGCUCCGCUCCCUCGCCCAGCAGAAAACCCUCGUGUGCCGGCGGCUGCAGGAGAGGGAGCUUCUGGAGGAGGAGGUGAGGAGGCUGGUGGGCGCUCUGGGGGUAGGAGGCCCGGAGGAGGAGGAGAAGGAGGAAAUGAAGAGGAGGAGCAGGAGGAGGAGGUGGAGGAGGAGCGUGUGUGCGGUGAUGGCUGUGAGGAGGUGGAGCCUAAUGUCCAGAAACACUACGGUGCUGCUGAGGCUGGAGAGAGGAGGCGGAGCUACGAGCGUCUGCAUGAGAGGAGGAGGAGGAGGAGGAGGAGGAGGAGGAGAUGAAGAUGAGGAUGAAAGUCGUGAGGGAGUUUGUUCCCGGUGGCUUCGCUCCGAGCGUCUCUCCUCCGUCAUCCUGUCGUCCACGUCCGACCUCCAGGAGGCGCUAUCGCACACCGGCUCCUCCCCUCCCAGCGUGAUCUCAGCCGCCCGCUCAGCGUUGUCCCGCCUCCUGGAUCACAUCCUGGACCAAUCAGAUCCCAGCCCGUCCUCCUCUCUGAUUGGCUGGCUCAGACUGGGACUUCCUCCUCCGAAGCCCAACGUGAAGACCCUGGUCUCCGACCUCCAGCGGCACUUCCUGCUUUUCAGCCAACGACUGCACUCGGUGGAGGUGGAGAGGCGGGGCUUAAGGCUGGAGGUGGCCAAUCUGAAGAGAGGACUGCAUCAGGGGAAGGAGGACACGUCCAGGACGGUCCCAGAGGAGCGUUUCCAGACCGUUUGCCUGGAGCUCCGUCGAGCUCUGACCAGAGAAGAAGAAGCUCAGACUCUGAUCCGGGAACAGUUCAACCAACUACAAAAGCUCCAGCUCAGAGUCGACGCCCACAACAACAACAACAUCAACACUGACGAAGACACACAACGCACACUGGGCCACGCCACACAGGCUUUGUCGGAGGCUCGGCUGGAGGCGAGUCGCAAAGAGCGUUCGCUGAGGAUUCUGGCUAAGCACCUGGCGGGGGUUCAGAGGGAGAAGAGGAGGCUGGAGGAGAAGCUGCAACGAGCCGAGGACAAACUGAGAGACGCCACCAGACGCCAGGAGGCCGUGGUCGGUUUCAUGAAGGCCGCGGAGACGAGCUACGAGCAGGUCAGAAACGGCCUCGUCCAAUCACAGCGCUCCCCGUUGGCUAAGCCCCACCCCCUGCUGUCAGCCCAGGAACACCUGAGUGGAGCAGAGAGCAUCAUGGGAGCUCCAGAGGUGGCAGCGUGCCAGAGUUUUCUCUCCGUCGUCUCUCGGCUUGUUCACACCAUCACCUCCGUCUCCGCCCACCGGAGUGACAGCCAGGUCUUCAUCCCCGUGGUUGAAUUUCCUGAGACGUUCCCAUUGGCUGAACCUCAACCAGUUCCUCUCUCUGAUUCGUCGAAGGGACACGUUGUCUGUAUAAGCCCCGCCCAUGCUCAGAUAAGCCCCUCCCCUUUAAUGCAGCCGAACCCCGUCCUGGCUAAAAGCAAGGAGAGAAAACCCACAAAGAAGAAGAAGAGGGUAAACGUGAAGAGGUAAAGGAAGCGAAAUGACGAUCCGAACUUUGUUUCCUGAGCACAGCCGGCCGCUGACAGACGUCUGAAGGCCAGAUGGUCGUCUGUGACGGAUCGGCAGCUGGUCGGUGUCUCGGCGUCCGUCACUAAAAUGUUUUUCUACUCGUCUCUUUUAAUCCUGUUUGUUUUAAUUUAAAAGAAAAAUGUGAAGGACUUUGUUUCUGUGAUUUAAGAUGUGAAAUUUAUGGUAUUUAAAGUUCCAAAGCUUUUGUCUGACAACUUUCAUUCACGAUUUCUAGGCAUGAACUGAUUUUAGUCGAACCACGUGACAGGAAAUAAAAGAAGAAACAAGUCCUUUUCAAAAUCUCAGACACAAAACAUUUCUUGGUCGUGUGGUUUCAGUUAA
Molecule: messenger RNA, 4621 nt
Organism: Mugil cephalus (flathead mullet)
Lineage: Eukaryota; Metazoa; Chordata; Actinopteri; Mugiliformes; Mugilidae
Product: coiled-coil domain-containing protein 171-like
Exons: 22
Coding region: 659-4240 (1193 amino acids)
Source: RefSeq, a predicted model, not a curated record